Messenger RNA from Symbiodinium sp. CCMP2592, 1353 nucleotides. The record is from the annotation of a GenBank genome assembly. Lineage: Eukaryota; Dinophyceae; Suessiales; Symbiodiniaceae.
AUGCACGUCUCUCGGCCCGCUGCGCCAGCGGUGUUUCAGCCACCGCCGACUCGGGCCAGCGUGGCCCACAAUUCUGCCGCCCGUCAGGCCGAGACCUUUCUGCAGGGGCCGAUGCCGCAGCAGCCGACUUCGUGCGCCAGCCCGGCCUGGGGCUCAGCGCCCUCGGUGCCGUGGACGCAGGCAGAGCCUGUCGGCGCUGCUGCGCCCCCUUCUGCUGCACUCCGACAACCUCAGGCAGCGGAGCAGCCCUUUGGUGCACAGCCCCCGUUCUCGGUGUCAGGCAUGAGUACAGGCUCCGCACCUGUACCUUCGAUGAUGGAGACGCCGAUGCCGCCACGCCGAACUAACACAGACGGAGGUGGAUGUCCUGAUGAAGCGCUCUUCCCACCCCGUGAUGCCUACGCUUCGGAGCACAUGCACGUGGCGGCGCCAACUCAGCCACCAUGUGGGGCGAGCAUGGCUCACAACGUUGCUGCUUGUCAGGCCGAGACCUUUCUGCAGGGGCCGAUGCCGCAGCAGCCGACUUCGUGCGCCAGCCCGGCCUGGAGCUCAGCGGCCUCGGCGUCGUGGACGCAGGCACAUCUGUUGGCAGAGCAGCCGGCCCACAGAUGGCAAAUCAGAUCGGCCUCACGGGCAGACGACAGGCUGCGCAAAGCGUGUCAUCACCGCAAUAUGGCAGACUUGGAUGCUGCUUUGCAACAGGGAGGGGGAAUGGGUGGCGAUGGAGAUGGCAAGUCGGCGCUGCACGUUGCCGCACGGAGCGGCUUCUGCGAAGGGCUGCUGAAACUGCUGCAGGCUGGGUUCGACCCGAACCUGCGCGACAAGUGGGGCGGACGCCCGAUCGACGAGGCGGAGUAUUGGGCCGUGAAGACAGACGACGCUGACUUCCGAAGGAAAUGCCUGGAUUGCCGCAAGCACCUCGUGCUUUUCCAUGGUCGAAGAGGGGAACUUCACGAGCGAGUGGACUUGGCUGCCUUCAAAGAGAGAUUGAGGAGAUGCGAGGAGAGGGCACGUCAACGUGAUGGCCGUGAAGCUUACAUUCCAUGGUUCGAUGAUCUGGACCACAUGGAGCAACAGCUGAAGGCCGAGGAGCUCUGCGCAGAGCCGGAAUCGCCAUCAGCCUCCGCGGUGUCGGCAGCCGCACCCACAUGGAUUUCGACCCUGCGCUACAAGCAGGACUUGCCUUCUGAUCCAGAGAGACUCAGGUUCCACCCGGAGAUCAGCGAGGAAUACCAGCGACAAGCCGCCACGCGGCACAUCUACCGCGAGGAGGAGACAUUGAGAAAGCUGGCACGCCUUGCAGAGAUUGGCGGGGAGCUGCUGGAUCCCAAACACGAAGUGGUUUACCUCUGA